This is a messenger RNA of Olea europaea var. sylvestris, 1058 nucleotides long. Its product is annotated as glycogen phosphorylase 1-like. The coding region runs from base 346 to 1026 and encodes 226 amino acids. Gene Ontology annotation, cellular component: cytoplasm. Gene Ontology annotation, molecular function: glycogen phosphorylase activity; pyridoxal phosphate binding. The transcript is spliced from 6 exons. Lineage: Eukaryota; Viridiplantae; Streptophyta; Magnoliopsida; Lamiales; Oleaceae. Gene Ontology annotation, biological process: glycogen catabolic process. The record is from RefSeq and is a predicted model, not a curated record.
UCCAUACUUCUUUGUCCUUUUCCCCUUGUUCUCCAUUUUGGGGAAUUCUUAAUUACUGGAAAUAGGGCUCCUAGGGUUCCCGAGAAGGGUAAGCUAAGAAGUCUCCUCCAUGUAUAUGAAGAGUUAGAAGUGGCCUUGCACUUUCACUACAAAAAUAAUUCAAUGAGGGGAAUGGGAAUCAAAGUAGUUGUGGAUAUGCCAGCUAUGUCUGAUAUUGAAACAUGUAUGCAUUUUAUGAUUGCCAAUGAGGGAACUUUUGGUAAUCAUAUUACCCUUGAUCUCUUGUUAUCAUUUAAUCUCUUGGUUUACAUUUGAUUUGAAACUGACUAUCCAGUAUAUUGAUCCAUGAGCUGCCUCGUAUUUUCACUUCCUUUCAAGGAAGGAGAUGCAGCCCUAGGUAAUGGUGGCUUAGCUCGGCUUUCAGCUUGCCAGAUGGAUUCUUUAGCAACGUUGGAUUUUCCAGCAUGGGGUUAUGGACUCCGUUAUCAAUAUGGGCUAUUCAGGCAAAUUAUAGUAGAUGGGUUUCAACACGAACAGCCAGAUUAUUGGCUGAACUUUGGAAAUCCCUGGGAAAUAGAGAGGGUUCAAGUGUCAUAUGCUGUGAAGUUCUAUGGGACAGUUGAAGAGGAAGUUUCAAAUGGAUCAAAUUAUAAAGUUUGGAUACCUGGAGAAACAGUUGAAGCUGUUGCAUACGACAAUCCUAUUCCUGGAUAUGGAACACGAAAUGCUAUUAAUCUUCGGCUAUGGGCUGCUAAACCAAGUGGUCAGUAUGACCUGGAAUCUUACAAUACUGGUGACUAUAUCAAUGCUGUGGUAAACAGACAGAAGGCUGAAAUCAUAAGCAAUGUCUUGUAUCCUGAUGAUCGUUCUUAUCAGGGUAAGGAAUUGCGAUUAAAGCAACAAUACUUCUUUGUUUCGGCAUCUAUACAAGACAUAAUUCGGCGGUUUAAAGAUGUCCAUGAUAACUUUGACGAAUUCACAGAGAAGGUUGGAAGCCAAACAUUUUGUAUAUAUCUGCCAAUGUGAAAUUGGGACAUUGAUUAACACUUGUGUUCUGA